Astyanax mexicanus (Mexican tetra) is the source of this 7738-nucleotide messenger RNA. RefSeq names its product copine-8. The record is from RefSeq and is a predicted model, not a curated record. The transcript has 21 exons. Gene Ontology annotation, cellular component: plasma membrane. The coding region runs from base 157 to 1962 and encodes 601 amino acids. Lineage: Eukaryota; Metazoa; Chordata; Actinopteri; Characiformes; Acestrorhamphidae. Gene Ontology annotation, molecular function: calcium-dependent phospholipid binding. Gene Ontology annotation, biological process: cellular response to calcium ion.
CACACACACGCGCGCGCGCGCGCAUACUAGCUCACUCACACGCUCCCUCACUCACUCACGCGCACGCACGCACAUGCUCUGGCCGGGGCGCGGGAGCUGCUCGCGCUGCGGUUCCUGGAAGGGCUCGGACUCCAGCGCGCGGGGUGUGUUUAUCUCAUGCCCUCAGCCGCGAUGAACAGCAGCAGCUUCCUGAAUAUGGCGGCGAUCGGAGACUUCGACCCGCUGAGCGCCGCCAUCCCCGCCACCAAAGUUGAGAUCACGGUCUCCUGCAGAAACCUGCUCGACAGGGACACGUUCUCCAAAUCAGAUCCAAUCUGCGUGCUGUACACCCAGGGCAUCGGCAACAAGGAAUGGAGAGAGUUCGGCAGGACAGAGGUGAUCGACAACACCCUGAACCCAGAGUUUGUGCGAAAGUUCAUCCUGGACUAUUUCUUCGAGGAGAGGCAGAACCUGAGGUUUGAUCUGUAUGACGUGGACUCGAAGAGCAGCAACCUUUCUAAACAUGACUUUCUGGGACAGGCGCAAUGCACUCUGGGGGAGAUCGUGGGCUCUAUGGGGAGUCGGUUAGAGAAGCCUCUGGGGGGCAUUCCUGGAAAGAAGUGUGGCACCAUUAUUGUGAAGGCUGAGGAGCUGAACAACUGCAGAGAAUCUGUGAUGAUGCAAUUUUGUGGCAACAAGCUGGACAAGAAGGACUUUUUCGGCAAGUCUGACCCUUUCCUCGUCUUCUACCGCAGCAAUGAGGACGGAACAUUCACUAUUUGCCAUAAGACAGAAGUGGUGAAGAACACCCUGAACCCUGUGUGGCAGGCCUUCAAGAUCCCCGUCAGAGCCUUGUGUAACGGAGACUACGACAGAACAAUCAAGAUCGAAGUGUAUGACUGGGACAGAGAUGGCAGCGUUUUCUCAGAUGCCAAGGACACUGUACAUCGUUUUAAAAGACUGGCAACCCAGGGCCAUGCUAAACAAUAUCAGGAACAUAUCAGAUCCAACCAUGAUUUCAUUGGAGAGUUCAGUACGAGCUACAGAGAGUUGUCCAGAGGCCAGUCCCAGUUUAACGUCUACGAGGUGAUAAACCCGAAGAAGAAAGGCAAGAAGAAAAAGUACCUGAAUUCUGGAACGGUAACACUCCUGUCCUUCCUGGUGGAUAUUGACGUCACUUUCCUGGACUACAUUAAGGGCGGGACUCAGAUUAAUUUCACUGUGGCGAUUGAUUUCACCGCCUCGAAUGGCAACCCUGCCCAGCCGACCUCUCUGCACUACAUGAGUCCAUACCAGCUCAACGCCUACGCCAUGGCGCUGAAAGCCGUGGGAGAAAUUAUUCAGGAUUAUGACAGUGACAAGAUGUUUCCCGCACUGGGUUUCGGUGCCAAACUUCCGCCUGACGGGCGAGUGUCCCACGAGUUCGCCCUGAAUGGAAACCCUCAGAACCCGUAUUGUAAUGGAAUAGAUGGUGUGAUGGAGGCGUACUACCAGAGCCUGAAGUCUGUCCAGCUGUACGGCCCCACCAACUUCUCCCCAGUCAUAAACCAUGUAGCCAGGUAUGCUGCCUCAGUAAAGGACGGCUCUCAGUACUUCGUCCUGCUCAUCAUCACAGACGGAGUCAUCUCCGACAUGGCCCAGACCAAAGAGUCCAUUGUCAAUGCUUCCUGUCUUCCCAUGUCAAUUAUCAUCGUUGGCGUUGGACCGGCUGAGUUUGAUGCGAUGGUGGAGCUGGAUGGAGAUGAAGUGAGGAUUUCGUCGAGAGGCAGAUAUGCAGAAAGAGACAUUGUGCAGUUCGUUCCAUUCCGAGACUACAUCGACCGUACUGGGAACCACAUCCUCAGCAUGGCCCGGCUGGCGAAGGACGUCCUGGCCGAGAUCCCCGACCAGUUCCUGUCCUACAUGAAGACCAGGGGCAUCAAACCCUCACCCGCGCCCCCUCCCUACACGCCCCCCGGACACCCGCUCCAGACCCAGAUCUGAUCCGCUAGCGUCCGUCUCUCCCUCUCUCUCUUUCGGUAUAUCUCUAUCUCUCUCUGAAACACUCAGUGAUGUAGAGGGGCUCGCUCGCCCCCCUCUAUCUGUCUCUCUCUCUUGUUGCACUAUGGGCAGUAGAAGGAAGACAGCAGCGUGGUCGGAGGAGGCCAGUGAGAGCAGAUUUACUACAAUUCUGUCAGGGUCUCUUUCUCUCUCUCUCUCUCUCUCUCUCUCCCGCUCUGCCUCGGAACCUGGCUAGCUUAUCUGUUGUAGCCUCAGUGUUGGGAUGGACAGGAGCCGGAUGUUAUUCCGGCUCUCUCUCGGACUGAUAGUAGGAGAUGAUGGAGGGAUGAGGCAGUGUCUCUUGGACUCAAUCGCAGGUUUUUCCAGGAGAACGGGCCGGGGGUCUUCAGCCUCUGGCCGUGAACCCACUCUCUCGACUGUUGUAAAUACCUUUGGAAAUAGAUAUUUCCUCUUAUUUAUGUAUAUCCUUCUCUCUGUCUCUCUCCUUCCCUUCUUUUUUACUUUCUCUUUUUUAUUUUCUUAAUUUUUUUUCUCUCUGUUUUACUUUCUUUACCUACUUUUCUCUCUUACUCUCUUUACUUGUAUAUUUUUCUUUAUCUCUUGUUAAUGUAUGCUACUUCUCUCUCUCGUUUUCUUUUUUUAACUUAUUUUUACCUCUCUUUCUCUAGUUUUCUUUAUUUUUUAAAACAUAUUCUACUUCUCUUUCUCUCUUUUUUUCUUAUUUAACUAACUACUCUUUUUUUCAUCUCUUUUUUUACUUUUUUAAUUUAAUCUACUUCUCGUUAUCUCUUUUUUUCUUUCUUCUUUUUGUCUCACUCUACUUUCACUUAACUCUCGUUUCUCUCUAUUUUUAACUCUUUUACCUUCCCUUUCUUUAUUUUUCCCUCUCUCUAUUUCUAUUAUCUUUCACCUUUUGUGUCUUGUUCUCUUUCUAUGAUUCUAUCUCUCACUUUUUACUUUAUCUACCUGUUUUCUUUUACUCUGUCUUCCCGUUUUUUUCUACAGUUCUCUUUUGCUCUUCUGCUUUACUUUAUUAUUUCUCUCUCUUUUUCUCACUUUUUUCUCUUUUAUUUUUUCCUUUUAUUUUUUUCAUCUUUUCAGAUUCUCAUUUUUUCUUCCCUUUCACAUUUCUCUUUUUAAUUUCUCUUUUUAAUUUUUUACAUUGCCUGCCUUGCUCUUACUUUUUUACUUUCUCUACUAUCUCUCUCUCUCUUUCUCUCUCUCUCUCUCUCUCUCUCUCUCUCUCACUCAGUGUUUACAUGUUGAUGAUUUUCUUACUGUUGGAUACUUUUAUAUGCGUAAAUCUUUCAAUAUGAACUUUGGAAUAUUUUGGGAAUCCUCUCGGCGUGUUGUCUUUGCCACGCGUCUCGCAGGCCGCAGCGACAGUUUAGCGUCACUCAAAAAAAGCGCAUCUCUUGCAUGGCGUGGAGUAACAGCCAGCUUUGUGAUGCAUGUUUGGAUUUCAUCUAUUUAUUCCUUCUUAUCUUUCUUUCUCUCUCUCUUUAUUUCUGUCACAUCGCCAUGGCACAAGCGUGGUGUUAGUUUGUGAGUGGGUGUGUGUGUGUGUGUGUGUGGGUGUGUAUGGGAAAAAGUGUGUUCCAUUGCAUUGAAACUUUAGCAGCUGCUCUCAAAUAGGAUUUGAGACUAUGAGCCCAGUGGUCAAAAACACAGAUGCCAUUGUUUUCUUCCAUUCGUUUCAGAUGUCCGCUUUGAAUAGAGCUGUGUGUGUGAGAGUGUGUGUGAGAGUGUUUUAUAGGUGUGUGAUUUGUGAAUCAGUCAUAUAUUAAUAUAGAUUAAUCUUAUCUUAAAUCUUAGUUGCCAGAUUUGCCCAAAGAAUCGAAUUAAAGCACAGCUCGAAAUUCCAACCUCACCCUCCAGCAUCACAGCGUAUUACAGUUCUUACAGUGUAGCUGUACCUGAACAUCUCCACUGAUUUACGAAUUAAUGAGAUCUUCUCCAAAAGCAGCUAUUAUCAGGAAGUCUUAGCAGGUCUCUUUUUAUACUGCGCAGCCUCAAACCACAUGUUAUUUACGCACAUCCCUGGAAAAUCUGGAAUGAUGUCGUUUUUAAUGACAUUUUACCGACCAGUUACUCCUUACAGUCUUAAACAGUCUUCACAGAAGCAUUGUAACUCUCUGUUUGUUGUGAAUAGAAAUGAGGGAAGGGUUUUUGUGAUUCAGUAGCAUUAACAGAUUAUAGUAAAAUGCCUUUAGACACUUAAUAACAUGAAUGAUAAAUGAAAAAAAACAGUGUUUUUCAUUGUAGCUGUUAGCUCUUUACAGACCCAGUUUGCCUAUUUAUGCUCCACCCACAAAUAUGCUCUUCCAAAGCAACUGGUGUGAGGUUGAGGAAGCUUUACAGAAUGUUGGGACUGCACAACUCAGUUGGGAUGCAAAAGUACAUUAUACCCUGUAUAUAUAUAUAUAUAUAUAUAUAUAUAUAUAUAUAUAUAUAUAUAUAUAUAUAUAUAUAUAUAUAUAAAAUCACACUACAUUGUUGCAUUAUGACUAUACCCUGCUGAAAAAAAAACAGCUGAAGACUUAAAAAAAAGCUUUAAAAAAAAAGAUAAUCUAAGAUGGUCUUUAUUGGCCAGGAGGGACCAAAAAUGUUAAAACAGCCCCUGUUUAGCCAUUUUUAAUUUUUAUGUUUUAAGAACAUUUCUGAAACAUUACUUCUGUAACAUUACAAGCUAACCUUCCUGGAAACAUUUCAAAACAUUUGUAAAUCUUCUUAUAACUUUCUCUCUUAGCUGGGAUCUUGUUAGUCAUAUUAGUCAACCAGCAUUGAGCAGUUGACCAGGGAAACCAAGGAAAACAGUUGCGAUGACAAAGCAUGUCUAUGGGUGCAACAUGAAUAGGCUUCCUGUCAUACGGGUGAGAAUGCUAUAAUCAUAAAUAAAUUAUAAGAAGCAUCGGACCCCCUGCCCCUUUUAAAUACCCCACACAUAUUAGGAGUAAUGUGAACGCCACAGUAUGUAGCAGAUUCAUUAAAAGACUCGAGUUUAAGUGGACUUUUUGUACUUUCACAGACUGUAAUGUGCUGAAGCCUCGUGUCGUCUGAUGCAGGAUCUUUCUGUAGCUCUGCUGGUGUGAGUGGGAGUGUGUGCCACGAGUUGUUUUUCUCACUCGAGUUAGUUUAAUAUGAAGUUCAUCGCUGAUCUGCCUUGAACUGCAAUCAGGAAUUUUUACAGUGAAAAAUAUGAAACCGUCAGGCGUAAACAGGUCUUCAAUAACAUACUGAAGAAAUGCAAUUCUUAUAUAAAAUCAUCUGGACAAAAUAUACACUGAGCUGCCAGUUUAUUAGGCAUUAUUGGUCAUUUUCUCAUCAUUUUAUGUACAUAUACAUACACGCUGUAGGUUUACAGAUAGUGACUGAAUACCUUACAGAUGUUCUGAUAAUGGUUCUGAUAAUAUUUCUAAUAACAUCUGGACAGUGGUGGUUCAGUUUUAUUGGAGGAACAGGUUAAAGAGUGGGACUGGUGGGCUCUGCACCAACUGAUGGGCUACAGUCAGUCUCUCUAAACCACUUUAUACACUUACAAAGUGCACUUUUAUUGUAGGUAGGUGUUUCUUAUAAAGUGGCCAACUGGUUUCAGUCCACAGUCGGUGUAUUAAAAUAAAGGGGUGGAAAAUACUUAAGUAGUUAUAGUUUGUUGCUUUACUUACAUAUAAUUUUGAGGACUUUUUAAUUGAUUUGAGUAUUACUAAAUAACAAUUACAUGUACUUUACUCAUCUCAGUACAUUACCAAGAAUAAAAAUACUUAAUAUUGGAAAAAGUACUUGCUACUCCAUUUGUAAUUCAAAGUACUCAUUGCAGAAGAACCAAUAUAAUGUAUUUUCAGUAUCAUGUAUUACUUUACAGAAUGUUAAUGUAAAACAAUAUAAAUACAGUUGUGGAAAAUACUCGAUUUUUUUAUUACUGUUAUUAAGUAUUAUUUUGGAGGAUUGUUAGUUUGAGUAUUAUUGAAAUUAACUACAUGUCCUUUAACUAAUUACAUUUCUGAGACCCUUCAAAACACAAAUUUAUAAUUAUAUAGCCUACUGAAAAAUAUUGCCUGCUAAUUACGGUAUUUUGAAGAACUUUUUACUUUUUGUGUACUUCAAAGCACGUAUUAGUCAAGUACCAGUGCUAUCUGUUAUCUGUUUGUAAUAUCUAAUUGUUAUUAGUUACUGUGCUUGAAGAGCCACUAAGCCCUAAACCAUAUUUUUCCUUAAAUAGCUAAAAUGUGUGACUUUGACAUGAUGAAGCAUACCAGUCCUCCUAACCUUUCAAAAACAUUUUAUUGUAGUAUUGUAAUUUCCACCUCUGCAGCGCCCUCUUCGGUUCAACUGUGCUAUAGACGAGGAUGAUGUGUCUGUGUGCAGAUCAGUUAAUCAAUAAAACCGCCCCCCUGCUGACAUCCAACCAUCUGCAUCUCAUCGUUAUCAAAGGCAUACUGCAGCUCAGCCAAUCAGCUCUUCCUCCUGCCCUGCCUCUAAACCCAUACAUCACCCAGUGCUGAGGGUGGAGUCAGCUAAAUCAGGGGAUUUAGUGACCCCUUAAGUAUUAUUUUGAGACGUUUUAAAAUACAUUUUACAUAUACUGUACAUGUGCUCAAUUACAUUUUCAUAAAAAAAACUAACUUUUUACAUUUAUAACAUUUUAUUAACAUUUACAAGUGCCAUCUAUCAUUAUCUAACUUUAUCGGCUUGUGCCUAUCAUACAGGUUACAUUAGUGUAAAAACUGAUUUUAUAAAUCUUGCUUCAAUCUUGCGUAAAUAUAUAUUGUCUAUAUUGUUUUUCUUUUCCCUCAAAGUAUAUUUUUCCCCAUUUUAACCUGAGUAUUUUAUUUUAUUUUAUUUUUGUGAGAAGUAUUUUAACACAGUAACCUCACUAUCUCUUAAGCCCAGUUUUUUGGUGCACUCUUACCCCCUGCUGAAUAAGCUGGCAGCUCAGUGUAGAGUACCCGGCGGGGUGUGGCAGUGCCGGACAGUAGGAGUGUGUGAGAGUGCUGUUGGGGUGUGUGUACUCUCCGUAUCGAGUCUGCUGCUCGGUUGGCAGCUCGUUUUAGCUCUUACGUCUAACUGUCGUCCUUCGCCGGUGCCGCAUCUUAUACCAAGAUCCACCACAUCAGAGCAUGCAUGCCUGCGUAUGAGUGUGUGAGGAGUGUGUAUGAAUGUGUAUUUGUGUUUGUAUGUAUAUGCGUGUGUGUGUGUGCGCAUGUGAGUAUGUGUGUGUGUGGGUGUGGGUGGGUGGGGAUGCUGACGAGUGCCAAUCUGGCAGGUUUUCAUCUGAGGGUUAAACGUGUGAUUCCAUUCACAUGAACUCUGUUUACUGAAGAUAUCCAAAUAAUAUAUCGUAUGCUUGUCAUAUCUUAUAAAUAUAAUGUGCACUAUGUUUGCAUGUACAGUUUUACAGGAGAUGCACCAGUUCUUUUGUUAUUAAUAGAGUGUUUUUGAGACAAAAAAAGUGAAAAAAAAUGGAAAACAACUGUACAAACUUGCCUUAAUCUCUCACUGAAUUCUUGGAAUUGUGCAAUGCCUUCAGAUAUGAAUCGUUCUAUAUUUUGUGUCGGUGUAGAAUUGCUUUCUAGUGUCUAUUUUCUUUGCACAACUUCAUGUAUUAAAAAAAGAGAAAUCAUAUUGUACUUUUGGAAAUCGGUGAUUAAUCAGAGAAGCAUGAUUGCAGUAACUGAUUGUCUGGUAAAUCCAUAUGAUGAAAUGAUUAUUUCUGUAUUAAAAGUAUUGAUUUUGGAAUAAACAUUCUUACUAAACACGU